Messenger RNA from Acipenser ruthenus (sterlet), 5626 nucleotides. Its product is annotated as transcription factor Sp2-like. The transcript has 8 exons. NCBI's taxonomy places the organism in Eukaryota, Metazoa, Chordata, Actinopteri, Acipenseriformes, Acipenseridae. Gene Ontology annotation, biological process: regulation of transcription by RNA polymerase II. The coding region runs from base 1549 to 3336 and encodes 595 amino acids. Gene Ontology annotation, molecular function: RNA polymerase II cis-regulatory region sequence-specific DNA binding; DNA-binding transcription factor activity, RNA polymerase II-specific. The record is from RefSeq and is a predicted model, not a curated record.
GAAUUAAAACGCUGGUGUUUAUAUUGCAAUGCACUUUGUAAAAAAAAAAAAAAUGUUUUUUCUUCUUCAAAAACAAAACCUAGGCUUGCAUUUAUUUUCAGAUAUCGUCAAAGAAUUAAAAACAAACAAAAAAAAUUAAUACUCGUAUAUAAGUGUUGAAUGCUGUGCGGUUUUGGGUGCAGCCAGGUUUAAUAUAUGAUUCUGCGUUUGGUAUAGAUAGGUAUAUUUUUAAUACAUGAACGACUCGGUCUUUUUUUUUAUGCGAAUUUGAAAAUAAUCCCUUCUUUUUUUUUUGGAAAGAAACAGAAUAAAAGUGUUUUUUUUUUAAAUAAAAAAAUAAGUUGUGUUAGAAGAGAAACGAAGCAGUUUGAUGGCUGGCGUUUCUCCUUCCUUGUAUGUUUUGAUUCUUGCAGUAAUGCGAUGGGUGUAAAAAUGCUGGAUGCCCACUAUCGUUGUGGUUGCAAUCUGUGUGCUGUGUUACUCCUUAUCUUUGAUGGCGGCGCUGUUUCCAGUCUUUACUGUAAUUUCGCUGGCACUGUCUCCAAAAAAAAAAAUCUUAAAAAUCUAGCUGCGUGCUGCUUACUGUAAUGCACGAGCUCAGUUUCAUUAAAAUAAAUAAAUAAAUACAUGCAUUUAAAAAAGUACAAUGACCCUGUUGCAUGCAAUGCACUGAAAAAAUAACAAGGACGUUGUGCUUUGCAAUAUAAGUUUUUCGUGCAUGCUUCGUUCUUCGCAGCUUUUCAGUGUGCGGUGUAACAGUUCUUAAAAUUUCCCUUGACAUGCUAUUGCAGCUGUUUUGAUUGUAUGCAUAGUGGUGUCGGAGCAUGCCCUUUAUUGCUAGAUUUCCUUUUUUUACUUCCUGGUUGGUAAUUAUUAUUUUUUUUUUAAUUGUACUUACGUAAAGCGUGACCUACAUGCAGCAUCCGGUUACUGGGAAAACAAAACAUUCAAUUGGAAUCGAUGACCCGAGAUAAAAAUUGACAAUAAAGCACCAUUUUUGGAUUUGCCUAGCUAAGUCCAUGUUUUAUAUUUUCCUCUGAUCUGUUCUAUUUAGAGUUAAGUAUAUAAAUACGCUUUGUUAGACAUUUCUGUUUUCCCCCCCAAGUCUGAUGUGUGCUGUUUAUACGGGUUGCAGUUGUUAGUUUUUAAAAAAAAAUGUUGUGUUCUUCUUUCUGAGCUGUAAAAAAAAAAAAACCCGUAAAACAGGGCUGUGUGCAAUUAAAAAAAAAAAAAAAUCACAUUUCUGUUUUUUUUUAAUUUCUUGGCCCUUGCAAAACAAAACGUAAUUUGGAUUUUAAAACCAGGACCGCCAGCUGCAAUGGGGUCGGGUGUUUUUACCUAGGCGUUUUUUUAAAAAAGGUGAAAUUCGUACCUGUCUUUCCGGUUUUGUUUUAAUUUAGAAAGCAUUCACGUUAUAGGUUUGUUUUGUUAUACCUCUGAUUAAAUGUAUUGAACACUUCAUGGAUUUAUGAUAAAAUCCCCCAAAACUCUCAGUAAAAGAUAAACAGCGACUGAUGAGGGUGUGGGUUUGCAGACCAACAGGACAGAAUGGCCGCCACAGUAGCUAUAAGUCCUAGCGAGUACCUGCAGCCCUCAGCUACAACAGCACAGCAAGAUUCCCAGCCCUCUCCCCUUGCUAUGCUGGCAGCGACAUGCAGUAAGAUAGGACCUCCCGCAGCUCAAGCCCCGGCAAGCACCACACCAGCCCAGCCCGCCACCAGGAGACUCCACCCCAUCAAACCCGCACCCAUCGCCCCGGCGCCCCCCAAAAACUACGGCUUCCUGUCCGCGAAAGGGAACGUCAUACAGAUCCCCGCGGGCCUGGGCUCUUCCAACACAGCCGGCGCUCCCCUUGUGUUUACCAUCCAGAACCCUCCUGUCCUGGGCAAGGGCGCCCGCCCCAACGCCAGCAUCCAGUACCAGGUGGUGCCCCAGUUUCAGACAGCCGACGGGCAGGCGAUACAGGUUUCCGGCGUGCCCCAGAGCGGGCACAGCGAGAUACAGAUCAUUCCCGGCACCAACCAAGCCAUCAUCACCACCACCGCGCAGCCCCCUCCUCCCGCAGCCCAGCAAAAGACAGUGGCUGUCAAGCCCUCGCAGAAGGGGCAGAACUCUGCCGGGAUGGUCAAGCUGCCCUGUGGGUUGACGCUGCCCCUCAACAGCUUCAUCGGGGACGGAUGCACGACCCAGUUCGUCACGGAAGCCGCUCCCGUUUCGCCGGUUAAGACGACCAGGAGGUCCAGGAAGAAGCUGGCAGCUGCGGCGCAGGCUGUCGCCGUGGUUCAGCCUCAGCAGCAGGCAACGGCUGUAGCAGAGCAAGUGGAAACCCUGCUGAUUGAGACCACAGCGGAUAACAUCAUCCAGGCUGGAAACAACUUGCUGAUCUUGCAGAGCCCCGGAUCGGGCCAGCCAGCGGUGCUGCAGCAGGUCCAGCUUCAGCAGCAGCAGCAGGUGGUCCAGAUCCCACAGCAAGCCCUCAAGGUGGUGCAGGCUGCCUCCGCCACGCUGCCCACGGUCCCACACAAACCCUCGCAGAACCUGCAGCUGCAGGCAGCAGCAGAGCCAACUCAGGUUCUUAUAAAAACUGCUUCUGGGGAGUGGCAAGCGAUUCAGGUGCAGGAAGCCACGGUAGCCACCACAGCGGCCAGCUCUGGAGGCGUGGGCACGAUGCCGAGUCUCGCGUCGGGGGCCGGCAAAAGAGGGGGUCCCGGGGGCCGGAAAGAAAGGACCUUCCCCAAGAUCGCCCCUGCCGGGGGGCUUAUCUCUCUAAACACAUCCGCUCAGGGAGUGCAGACCAUCAAUAUCAACGGAGUGCAAGUGCAGGGCCUGCCUGUCACCAUCACCAGCGCUGGAGCAGGACCGCAGCACCUGACAGUCCAGACGGUUUCUGGAAACAACCUGACCAUCAGCGGCCUGAGUCCGUCCCAGGGAAACCAGCUGCAGGUGGAGCACGCGCUGGCUCUGGAGAUCCAGGGGCAGCCCGGGGAGAAGAAACGACGCAUGGCCUGCACCUGCCCCAACUGCAAGGACGCGGAGAAAAGGCCUGGGGAGCUGGGAAAGAAGAAGCACAUCUGCCACAUCCCGGGGUGUGAGAAGACGUUCCGCAAGACGUCUCUGCUGCGGGCUCACGUGCGUCUGCACACGGGGGAGCGGCCCUUUGUCUGCAACUGGGUGUUCUGUGGGAAGCGCUUCACACGCAGCGACGAGCUGCAGAGACACGCCAGGACGCACACAGGAGACAAGCGGUUUGAGUGUAUGCAGUGCCAGAAGCGUUUCAUGAGGAGCGACCACCUCACCAAGCAUUACAAAACUCACAUGAACACCAAGAACUUGUGAAACCGAAAAAAUAUAUGAAAUAUAUUUUUUUUUUUUUUUUUUAAAGAAAAUCACAAAACGAAAAAAAAAAAAAGAGCGCGAGAAUAAAUGAAACAUUGCGACGCCUGGCACUGGAAGGAAUUUGGGUUGGUUUUCUGGGAAGCCAGCAGUUGUUAAUCACAGAUUUUCUGUGUUUUCUUUUUUUUAAACAGUGCUUCCUCAUCAGAACGCCGCCGCAAAGAAAUGUACUUUAAUUUUUUACGCUGUUUUUCAUUUUUUUUUUUUUGUAUUCCGACCAUGGCUUUGUAAAACAGCAUUAUUAAAUUAACUUUUUUUUUUUUUUUUUUUACUAUCAAUAAUAUAUAUAUAUAUUUUUUUUCCAGUUUUGUGUGUAGUCCAAUUAUGUCCAACUCAUCAAUUAUAGACCUUCUGCUCUUUUGGAUUUGAAAAAAAAAAAAAAAAAAAAACCUGCCAGAAUGUAAUAUGAAUGCCUUUUUAUUAUUCAUAUUAUUAUUAUUAUUAUUAUUAUUAUUAUUAUUAUUAUUAAUAUGAUCAGUUAAUAACUUGUAUUCUCUACCUAUGUCUGUUCGCGCUCCAUAACUGUUUUCCAGCUAACCAUAAGAAGAGAAAAUAUUUUUUAAUGUUUCUUGCCCUGAUUUGCCUUGUGGAGUCACUUGGCAGUGACUGACUUUGUGGUCAGUGGUUUAUUCUGUUUGCUGUUAACCUGUAAGGAAAAAAAAACCACACAUAUAUAAAGGGUGUAUAUCUGUAAUUGACAGUGACGACCAGCAAUUUGAACUUGGCGAGAUUACUGGAAAUAAGCUCUUGUACAGUAUAACUGUAUAUUUCAAGAAAUGCAACGUGUUGUAUAGCUCAUUCCUACUUUAUAUAAGACUUUUAAUUAAAUACCUCUUCUAGAUUUUUUUUUUUCUAUUGAUAAAAAAAAAAAAAAAAGUUGCCUUAGAUAAAUUGCACCCAGUAUUAAAAAAAAAAAAAAAUAAUUGUGAGAGCUGCUUUUCUAGUUUAUUCUUAUUUAUUUUUUGCUGGAUCACCAGUUACGGUGCCCUGAGUUUCUGUUCAAAGGUUUCCAGACCACGUAUAGCCAACUGCAAACGUGGCAUUCAUGCAGUCGUGAACACAGCGAUUCAAGUCCUGUGUUGAGACCCCAAAGUCUAUAAAAGAACGUUCUUGCCUGACAUUUGGUUUCAGGAAGGAGGCUAGGUUUCAGGCUACAGCACGGCACACCAGGGGAGACUUGGGGGUUUGAUACAGGAACCUCAAACUCGGUCUCCUGGAACCAGGUUUCAAGCCGCUGUUCCUGAAAAAGUGGCUGUGUGUACCCCUCAGCUUAAGUGCCAAGUAAUCUUCUUUUACAUUAAGCUGAUUCAAAUGACAUAUGGAUCCUAUUAAACAACAAAUUAAGAAAAAGGAAAAUGUCUCAUUUUUAACCUGAAAAUUCAGUUUUAUAUUACAUUUAAUGCCGUUGCUGGUAAGCAUGGACAUCUUGAGGUAAGUGGCUCUUAAAUGCUGUUGGGACGUGUAUUAAUAAUAAGGUGUUUCAAAUGGUGUAUUUCUGCUCAGAAAGAAUAAGAAUAUGACUCCAUGUACAGCAGGACAGUUCUGGUUUUUCAGGUCACACCCCAGUGCAUUCUGGUAAGUGUAGUCCUGCUGUGAAAGGUACCUGAGACAGGCCAAACGUACCAGAAUGCUUUGGGGUUCUAAGUUGAAAAGCCUGAACUGUCCCAGUGUGACACUGAGUCAUAUAGUAACCAUAGGGAAGUGUUCUAUCAGUGUGCAUGCAGAGCAGGUGGGGUGGGCAGAGCUGAAUUAAAAUGACUUCAAAAACUGCUUGGUCUUUGUUUUUGUAAAGGAACAAGUUUGCCCUACAGCAUAAAGCCAAUGUAAGUUUCAGCAAACUGGGUUGUCAACAAAGUCUUCUUAUUGAUAGAGUGCACAGACAGACCCCUUCCUGUUUGAAUAAUGCAGCAAGCAGGCGUUGAACAUGAUCUGGGACAUUGUAGCUUAUGGGGAAACUCAUGGAUGGAAAUAAGAAUCCUUUUGCAUAGCAGUUUCACCUAUUCCAGGUUUAACUACCUCCCGAACGUGAUCAGCCACAGUGUGUGUAGGUAGCAAGCUCAGGUGUGUCUUAUAGAACUCCUAGUAAAACCAGGAAUGGAUCAAACUGCUAUGCAAUGGGAGUCUCAUUGCCAUCCCUGCAUUAAAGUAGUCUACUGCAGCAACCUCUCCGACAAAUCCCAGAAAAAUAACCUCAUCAGCCGUUGUUUAUAUUUUACUGGGAGUUUUGAUCAAA